AAGGACAAGCCACUGGAGGCGGCGGAAGGUUCAGAGGACUUAACGACGUGUUUCCUUGAGUUUUAUAUUGGUGGCUAUCUCCAGUAAUACAUUUAUUUUUCACUGGUCUAGCAUCAGAUAUGGCCCGUGGGCACCAGAAGUUCCAGUCCCAGCAGAAGAAUGCCAAAAAGCAGGCAGACAUCAAGAAGAGCAAAGGCCAUGACCAGAAGGCAGCAGCAAAGGCUGCUUUAGUAUACACGUGCACUGUGUGUCGGACACAAAUGCCUGACCCGAAGACCUUUAAGCAGCACUUUGAAAGCAAACAUCCAAAGUCCCCAAUGCCCCCAGAGUUGGCCGAUGUGGAGGUGUAACAGAUUGACUUCUACUUCAGUAAGACAGUUGGGGGCUGAUUCAGGACAGGCUUUUACAAUUUGCAGUGUUUUAGAUAGAAUAUCUCCAAUACAACUUCAAUUAUUCCUCAUGCUGCUUAAUUCACUAAUUAAUGCAGGGAUGGUACUUAGCUGCAUGUCCACGGUAACUUUCAGGAUUCAAUUUUUUUUGCCAGAAUUUGAUCCAGGAUGACUACUGAAGGGAGACACACCGUAGCUAGUACCCUCUUUUGGCUUGUGCCAAACAAUGUAUAUAUUCAUCCUAUAUUGUAUGCAAUAUUUGUAUUUCAUUUCAAAAUGUUAUGUUUACAAUACCAGCUUGUCCAUGGGCUCUACCACCAUUACAACAUCUCAGGGCACUGUUCCAGGAUGAGCUUUGAGUUCAGAAGGAAAUAUGAAUUGGCGUUAGCUCAGCUGAACAAAGUUAUGAUUCUAAGAUGAUAAUUGGAAGUCAUCUGCAAUCAAAUCCAAUAUACUGUGAAACCCAUAAAGGAUUUUUGACUGAAAUUAAUUAGUGAAGCACCAGGGUUGGGCUCAUAAUUCUAGUUUAUUCAGAAAGACUUUGGAGUUCAUAGUGUUUGGAAAAAAACUCAAUCAAAACCACUAAUAAUGUGAGUAGAUUCAGAUUUACUUCCAAUGUGAACUGAUUUUAUUUUUUCCUUGCGUAGAUCAUUUCAAAUAUUUCAAGACAAGUCUGUAGUUUUUGAUGAUAAAAAGAAUAUAUUAAACACAUUGUGCGACACGGGUACUGAAAUUGUUCAUUGCAUUUCCCCUUAGAGUUUCAUGAAAUGUAUGUAGUUCAUGUCCAUAGUGUAAUUUUUUCGUACAAGGAAGAGUUGUAAAAGUUGACCACAGAGGGCACUGCAAGUCUUCUAGCAAACCCUUCCAUGACAGUUUCUUCAGCUCCUCUUUUCACAGAGCAGUGUGUUGACUGCUUAAAACAUUUAAUGAUCUUUGUUCCUGUUAGAAGUGGUCUCUUGAGUGAAUUACAGUGAAAAUAAAAGUUUGCGCUGGGUGUUGUAAAUGAUAACAAUAAUGAGCUACUCCUAUACCCUCAGUUUGUCAUUGUAAUAAGUAUGUGGCAUAUUUAUGUGCAGCACUGAAGUAUUUGAUCAUGAUUUUGUUCGUCACUGUUGUAUUUUGCAGUAUAACCUGUCUCACAGUUGGUAGCAUAUGUGAAAACAAUCCCAAGUGCAGUCUCACACUCUUUAGUGUUAUCCUGUCAUUAUGGUGCAAAAGUAUUUAGACUCUGAACCUGCAUUAAAAGUCUGAACUACACUACACUGUAAGUUAGCUUUGGUUCAUAUUUUUAUAUUGGUUUCUUUUCAUAGCAUGCGAACAGAGAUUUAAUUUAUAGAAAGGAACUAUUUUCAAUACAUUUGGACCUACUGGUCAUUAACCACUGACAUUGUAUCACUGUGCUAAAGUCUGGACAGAAAACCAGCCAUGUUUUUACUUUUGUAAUAAUAUCUUUGUCCACGCAAUGUAAUGUAUAGCCUUUUAAUAAAGGUAUUACUUUUAUAUUAA
Molecule: messenger RNA, 1895 nt
Organism: Seriola dumerili (greater amberjack)
Lineage: Eukaryota; Metazoa; Chordata; Actinopteri; Carangiformes; Carangidae
Product: zinc finger protein 706
Exons: 3
Coding region: 120-350 (76 amino acids)
Source: RefSeq, a predicted model, not a curated record